This is a messenger RNA of Anopheles coluzzii, 1959 nucleotides long. RefSeq names its product transmembrane protein 68-like. The transcript is spliced from 6 exons. Gene Ontology annotation, molecular function: acyltransferase activity. Gene Ontology annotation, cellular component: membrane. The record is from RefSeq and is a predicted model, not a curated record. Lineage: Eukaryota; Metazoa; Arthropoda; Insecta; Diptera; Culicidae. Bases 728 to 1717 code for a protein of 329 amino acids.
GCGCAUAAGGGUGCGCAAAGAGGGGUUGAUCGCUGUUUUUUGCUUUUCCUUCGCUCUUGUGGUUCGAUGUGUCACUCACAAUAUUGACGCGAUUGAUUCGAAGGUAGGAGAAAACGCGCACACCACAAGGUUGCUCUGGUGCGGAAAGAGAGUGUUUAAAGCAUUGUGUCAACAAACACACAGAGGCCCUGUUUUGUGUUUCACCCUCCCCGGAGACGCUGCAUAAAGAAAUCGAGAACGCAGAACAAAGUGCUUUGCAUCCGAAACGAGAUACACACACGACGCACACACACACACGCACUAUGCAUGAUAGUGGGUUGUCGUAUCGUGCCGUCAUCGUCACCACCAUCCCUUGUGACCGUCGAUAAGAGAAAGAAAGACGCACCGGCGGACGACGAGAAAGCCCCGAGAGUCCAGAGGCAAAGCAAGUUUGGCGCACAUCCUCUUGUGGGCAGCUUCCCUUGCUCCAAUGCACUUCCGCCACAGACGAAGACGACGACGCUCGGUGCAAUAUUCCGUGACACGCUGCUAUCACAACGCCGCCCUGGAUCAACGUGAAAGUGUUCUACCCCACAGCAGCACCAACGACGCCACCACCAUCGCCUAGCUGUGCUUUUCUUCCAAAAGAAAGGAGGUCCACGACGACGACUCGACACCAAGAAACCCCGCGUAAAGCUCCAUUGUUCGACUCGGUGAAGGCAAGCGAGAAACCGGAACACACCGCAAGAUGAGCUCGGCGGACGAUGUACUAACCCUGAGCAAUGAGACUGUAGGCAAUUCUACCUUUUUCGCGUACCUCGGACAAUACAUUGACUUGGACUACUCGAUAUGGCUGUCGCGGUUGCUAACGCCGGUGCUGGUUACAUUCCUACUGCCUUGCGCAUUUGUGCUGUUGAUUUACUGUACCAUAUCAUUUCUCUACAUUUACAAGCUGCACAGUCGCUUUAUAUUGCAGGUCUACAAUGAGGGCGACUUUGACUUCUGGGACGUGGCCCGCACCCUAGUCGCCGUUGUGUGGGAUGCCCAUGGUUGGAUAUUUCAUGGAUACGAAGUGUGCGGGAUGGAAAACCUGCCCGAAACGGGCCCAGCCCUUAUCAUCUACUAUCACGGUGCAAUACCGAUCGAUAUGUACUACUUUACCGCACGCAUUUACCUGAAGCGGCAGCGUCUGAUUUACACCGUCGGCGAUCGGUUUCUGAACAAGGUGCCCGGCUGGAAGCUGCUGGCCCGCGUCAUGAAGAUCAGCCCGGGCACGGUACAGUCGUGCGCGAGCGUACUGCGCGACGGCAACAUGCUGUCGAUUGCGCCGGGCGGUGUGUACGAGGCCCAGUUCGGCGACAGCAACUACGAGCUGCUCUGGCGGCAACGGGUCGGGUUCGCGAAGGUUGCCAUCGAAUCGAAAGCGCCCAUCAUUCCCAUGUUUACGGAGAAUCUGCGCGAAGGUUUCCGCUCCGUCGGGCUAGCGAAGCGUCUGUUCAUCCGGCUGUACAAUGCGGUCCGGUUUCCGGUGCGCCCGAUCUACGGUGGCUUUCCGGUAAAGUUCCGCACGCAUCUCGGCACCCCGAUACCGUACGAUCCGGCGCUGUCGCCCGAGGAUCUGCAGGAAAAGGUCGCGUACGCGAUCGAGGAGCUGAUCAACAAGCAUCAGCGAAUACCGGGCAGCAUUUUCCAUGCGCUGCUGGACCGUUUCAUCUCCCCAAAGCCAAAGGCCGGCUGAACCCGCUCGGUGGUGGUGGUGGCAAGCGUUUAAUACGUGCGGUUUCCAUCCCUUUCCCCUUCCCCUUUCCGUUCCUUUUGGUUCAGUGGGGUAUGUGGUCCCUCCCACCCCGGGUAGGUGCUAAAUCUAAGUCCUAUAUAAGCUGUUCAACAAAAACCCACGUAAACAAACGAUCAACAAACUACAAGAUGUAUUUAAUAUAUCUGUACUUAAUAGAUGUGUACAUUACUGAUGAGAUUGAA